Molecule: messenger RNA, 3786 nt
Organism: Chrysemys picta bellii (western painted turtle)
Lineage: Eukaryota; Metazoa; Chordata; Testudines; Emydidae
Source: RefSeq, a predicted model, not a curated record
AUGCAUCGAAGGCACACAACCCUUCGGGAGAAAGGCCGGAGACAGGCUAUCCGAGGCCCCUACAUGUUUAACGAAAAGGGCACCAGCCUGACCGUGGAGGAAGAACGCUUCCUGGAUUCUGCGGAAUAUGGCAACAUCCCCGUGGUGCGGAAAAUGCUGGAGGAGUCCAAAACCUUGAACUUUAAUUGCGUUGAUUACAUGGGACAAAAUGCCUUGCAGCUAGCAGUGGGGAAUGAGCAUUUGGAAGUGACUGAACUCCUUCUGAAAAAGGAGAAUCUGGCUCGAGUUGGAGAUGCGCUGCUGUUGGCCAUCAGUAAGGGAUAUGUGCGCAUUGUGGAAGCAAUAUUGAACCAUCCAGCCUUUGCACAAGGGCAGCGUCUCACACUAAGCCCCCUUGAGCAGGAACUACGCGAUGAUGAUUUUUAUGCUUAUGAUGAAGAUGGAACUCGGUUUUCUCAUGACAUCACCCCCAUAAUACUCGCUGCUCAUUGCCAAGAGUAUGAAAUUGUCCAUAUCUUGCUUCUGAAAGGGGCACGGAUAGAAAGGCCCCAUGACUACUUCUGCAAGUGCAAUGAAUGUGCUGAGAAGCAGAGGAAAGAUUCCUUCAGUCACUCUCGAUCGAGAAUGAAUGCCUACAAAGGAUUAGCAAGUGCCGCUUAUUUGUCUCUUUCUAGUGAAGACCCCAAUGAUUACAGGAAGUUAUCUAUGCAAUGCAAGGAUUUUGUUGUGGGUGUACUGGAUCUCUGCAGGGAUACAGAAGAAGUGGAGGCUAUUCUGAAUGGAGAUGUGAACAUAAAAGUGUGGCCUGAGCACCCCCGCCCAAGCCUGAGCAGAAUUAAACUUGCCAUUAAAUAUGAGGUCAAAAAGUUUGUUGCUCAUCCCAACUGUCAGCAGCAACUGCUCACCAUGUGGUAUGAAAAUCUCUCAGGCUUACGUCAGCAGUCUAUAGCUGUGAAAUUCUUGGCUGUCUUUGGAGUCUCGGUAGGCCUUCCUUUCCUCGCCAUAGCAUACUGGAUCGCUCCCUGCAGCAAGCUGGGACGGAUCCUCCGAAGCCCUUUCAUGAAGUUUGUGGCACAUGCAGUUUCUUUUACAAUCUUCCUUGGACUGUUAGUAGUGAAUGCCUCAGACCGGUUUGAAGGAGUGAAAAAUCUUCCCAACGAGACCAUCACGGAUCAUCCCAAACAAAUAUUUAGAGUAAAAACUACUCAGUUCUCAUGGACAGAAUUACUAAUCAUGAAGUGGGUUUUAGGUAUGAUAUGGUCAGAAUGCAAAGAAAUCUGGGAAGAGGGUCCACGCGAAUAUGUCAUGCAUCUUUGGAACCUGCUGGAUUUUGGGAUGCUAUCUAUCUUUGUGGCAUCGUUCACUGCAAGGUUCAUGGCUUUUCUCAAAGCAACUGAAGCACAACAGUAUGUAGACCAGUACGUUCAGGAUGAUGACCUCAGUAAUGUCACCCUUCCCCCUGAAAUUGCUUACUUUACUUAUGCCAGGAACAAGUGGCUUCCCUCGGACCCUCAGAUCAUAUCAGAAGGACUAUAUGCAAUAGCUGUGGUACUCAGCUUCUCCCGUAUUGCUUACAUUCUUCCAGCCAAUGAAAGCUUUGGCCCUCUUCAGAUCUCUUUGGGAAGGACAGUGAAGGAUAUCUUCAAAUUCAUGGUCAUCUUCAUCAUGGUGUUUGUUGCCUUCAUGAUUGGAAUGUUCAACCUUUACUCUUACUACCUUGGUGCAAAAUAUAACCCAGCAUUUACAACGGUAGAAGAAAGUUUUAAAACCUUAUUCUGGUCAAUAUUUGGCUUGUCUGAAGUGAUAUCAGUGGUGCUGAAGUAUGAUCAUAAGUUCAUUGAGAAUAUUGGAUAUGUACUCUAUGGAGUUUAUAAUGUUACCAUGGUGGUGGUGCUGCUCAAUAUGUUAAUAGCCAUGAUCAACAACUCCUAUCAGGAAAUUGAGGAGGAUGCAGAUGUGGAGUGGAAAUUUGCUCGUGCCAAGCUCUGGUUAUCAUACUUUGAUGAAGGAAGGACUCUGCCUGCUCCUUUUAAUCUAGUGCCAAGCCCUAAAUCAUUUUAUUAUCUCAUAAUGAGAAUAAAAAUGUGCCUCAUAAAACUCUGCAAAUCUAAGGCCAAAAACUGUGAAAAUGAUCUUGAGAUGGGUAUGCUGAAUUCCAAGCUACGGAAAGUUCGUUUUCAGUCAAGCGCUCGAAAUUCAGAAAAUUUUACUGUGAAGAAGGCUUAUAACAAGCCCGCGAGAUAUCAGGUGGCAACACGUCUUCCAUCUGGAUUGAACUACCUUGGCCAUCUCCAGCAUACAAAAAUAAUGAAGCGUCUUAUUAAGCGAUAUGUCCUGAAGGCUCAGGUUGAUCGAGAGAAUGAUGAAGUCAAUGAAGGAGAACUUAAAGAGAUUAAGCAAGAUAUUUCCAGUCUCCGCUACGAGCUUCUAGAAGAAAAGUCAGAAGCUACUGGAGAGUUAGCAAAACUAAUACAGCAGCUGAGUGACAAGUUUGGGAAGAACUUAAAUAAGGACAUUUGAUGGUGAACAAAGAGACAACUAGUUUUCUAAACAUUAUUUGAUAUUUCAACCAGCAUUUUAAGGGAGCAAAAACAGUGCAAGAGAUGCGUAUGGAGUCCUCAACUUUUGCCACCUAAGAAAUAUUGGUGAGGGCCCUGUGCAUUAGAAUAUGUUUUUGGGUGAAGCCAACAAUCGGUUAAUAUCUUUACGAUAUAAAGGUGACAUUUGGGUAUAAAACAAGCCCAUUGACAUCAGAAAUAAAUGCACCAUCUCCAAAAGAUAAUCAUACUUAUAUUAGAUACCCAAAGCACCUUUUAAAAAAAGCAAACAGCCAAAUCCUUAGCUGGCAUGAAUCAGCAUAGUUCCAUUGAAGUCAAUGGAGCCAAACUGAUUUCUGUCAACUGGAGAUUUGACCCAUUACAGCUAGGCCUUAGAUCUGGGUGAACCCUGCAGAAUAAUAUUCCACAAAUAUUCAUUAAAACUUUUAAACAAAUUCACCUUCACUUAGAGGUGUGCACUCCUUUUGUGCUCGCUUUCCAUGGACACCCAUGAAAUUGAGUUAGAACAGCACUGAGGUUAAUGGAAAGCAAAUGUGAAAACACACAGUAAAAUGUAGUGAUCUCAAAUUGCCUUCCUACGAGGAUUUAUACUAGAAACUUCAUUUUAAGAGUUAACUCAUUCAGUCAAGGAAGAAUAACAAUACCAUGUGACUUGUGACCAAUCACAAUGAGGCAACGCAGCUCAGAUUUUGAAUGUCAAAUGGUAAGCCAUAGCAUCGAUGAAAUUCACAAAGAAUGUUGCUGAACGGUUUCAAACUAUGAAUACAUUCGGGGCGGGGGGAACCCACCUCAAGCUGGCUGGGGACAUUCCGUCAACAAAAAGGGGGAAUUUGUCAAAAAAGGAUUUGCUAGGAGUUAUUUGCUCAGCCAUAGUAAAGAAAAACAGGGAGAAGUUUUAAAAAUUACACCAAUGUACAAGCUGCAGUGGUACAAAGUCCUCCGGUUGUACUCUUACAAGGGAAACGUUCAGAACAUGAUUUAUUUGGUGUUUUAAGCUGCUCAAAGCACACCUUAUUACUUUGGAAACACUAAACUGUACUGUUUGUUUACAAGGUGCACCUAUGAGAUGACCAUUACAUUUAGAUAUCAGCUAAGAAAAAUAAGCAGAAUCAGAAGGUGACCUGUGAUCAGUUCUUAAGUGCCAGAUGAGAACACAGAUAGCCUAGUAGAGUAAUAGUUAUAUUUGUAAAAAAACAAAAAUAAAAACAAAAAGAAAAACGUGUACUGU